AUGGCGGCCAGCACCACAACCCCAACCGCCACAACAAGGCCGUUUUUCACAAUGAAUCCGACAACAACAGAGCACGACUUUCGCUUCCCGCGCAGGCCAGGUGACUCCAUGGCCGGCACCGGACUUGGAGCCGCCGCCAUGUCAUCGAUGCCCUCUGCCAACAACCACCAGCACCACCCCAUGAGCGCAUUCAACCACCACAAUGCUGCCAAUGCCCGUGGCCGUGAUGGCUUCGGCCGCCCUAAUAACAGCAUCAACGGCUUUACGGCCAACAUCAACCACCAGCAGAGCAGUAGUAACAAUAACAGCAUGAACAACAUGAACAACACCAGUAGAAACAUCGGACAUGCCACCAGUGACCACCGCAACCAGCCGGCGUCCAGCGGCGGCGCAGCCUAUGAUCUGCUCCGCUCAUCCGCUUUCCCGCCUUUUCAGGACGGCCUGGCUGGCAUGACCCAGAGCCCAGACGAGAUGCAGAAACAGGACCCGCUGGCUACCCAGGUCUGGAAGUACUUUGCUAAGACCAAGCUGGCCCUGCCCAACCAGGAGCGCAUGGAGAACUUGACUUGGCGAAUGAUGGCCAAGCCGCUGCAGGCCUAUCGUAGGCAAAUGGAGACAGACCGGGCACCCCGUUUCUCGGAAACAGCCCCUCAAAAAUCGACAAGCGGCAUCGCGCAAUUGCGCAAGUCCUCGGAGCAGACCCAAUCCCAGGGGUCUGACCUCAUGAACCUGGACGAUUUCAUCAACGGCGAAAACAUGGGCACGCCAGCUGGCAUGUCUCUUGCGCCUUCACCCGAAACAUCCUCCAAGAUGGCUGACGAUAGAGCUGCUCACCACUCCACGGCUUCAGCUAUCCCUAUCAAGGCUCGCAACAAGGACCAACAUCAGCACAUGAUUCCUCAGUCUGUCCCCGCGGCCUUGCACCACCCAAGGAUGCAGACCGAAUUUGGCUAUCUCCCUCGACACCUUCGAAAAACCAGCAUCGACGAGACGAGCAAACGCAACCUGAACCGAAAACGCCCUGCCGAUUUCUCUCCUCACGUCUCCGCCGUGACACCCAACUACGCAGCUAACGGCCUUGACGCCGAUAAUGAUCUCCAUGAUUACUCGCUUGAUCAUACGAGCCAUGGCGGCAUGCAGCAGCAAACCGCCCAUUCUUCGGUUCCCUACGCUCUCGAUACCGUCAACCUCGAUGCCGACCCUUUUAUCACCUCUGCCGGUCCCUUCCAGCAGAACUUCUCCUUCUCGCCGUCCACGUCGCCGAUGGUUAGCCACGAUCCAUUCACGACCAUGUUUGGCCCCAACAACUCUUCCUUACACACUGGGCCUAUCAAUAGCAACAACUUCUACUCGCCACCGGCUUCCGCUUUCCAGUCGACUGCCUCUACACCUCACCCCAUGAACGAAGGGGGCGAUAACUUCUACUUCGGUGUAGACAUGCGCCAGGCUCGCCAGCAGCCUUAUCGGGCAGGAAAUCAUGGCAUGGGCAACACUAUGGCUCACCACAGUCAUAUCGACCCCACCCAAGUGUUUCACAACGAACAGCCGGUCCGAUCACCCGGCAUUAAUCUCUUGCAGGACAGCUUGUUCACGUUCGGCGCGGAAUCGGAUGGAGACGAGGAGGAAGGUGGCGCAUUUGCUGAUCGCAACCUCUCGAUUUCUCAUGACUUCUCUUCUCAGGGCAUGGAGGAACCUGCAUUUGAUUCGUCGUCUAUGGGAUGGGACCCAACUCUACCUGGAAACUUCAGCACGCAGGCUGCGAGGUAUCCUGGUGGCCCGCCAAGGAAACAGGUUACGAUUGGCGCUACAACAACCGAUUAUGUUGAUAACACUGGGGAAUGGGAUGGAAACGGUCUUCCCAGAGCCAACCCGUUCGAGAGGCUUGCCCAGUCUACCUUCAACUCGCCGCCAGCCGACGCUGGUCGUUCGUCUGGUCUUUCCUCGGUACCGGCUAGCCGGCCUUCAUCCCCUCCUCCCGGAGCGAAACAGGGCUCGACGACGAACUUGCAGGGCGCGGCUGGAAACUCGGCAGAGACCCCAACAACUUGCACCAACUGCUUCACCCAGACGACCCCCUUGUGGCGCCGUAACCCGGAUGGACAGCCCCUUUGCAACGCUUGUGGCUUGUUCUUGAAGCUACAUGGUGUCGUGAGACCACUUAGUUUGAAGACCGAUGUCAUUAAGAAGCGGAAUCGCGGUUCGGGAGCGAGCUUGCCUGUAGGCGGUACAAGCACACGGUCCAAGAAGAGCGCGAGCAUGAGCGCAGCGGCUCGGAAGAACUCGACCUUGUCUGUUACCUCCAACGCGAACAACCAGCCAGCCGCCCAAGUGGCGACACCGCUGGCUCAGCAGAACCGUGCCAGUAGCGUCAACCACGAGAGCGAGAGCCCCGCGAGUGGCCCCGCUUCCGGUGGUAACACUGCGGGUAGUACCCCCACGAGUUACCACGGAAGCGCAGGCUCUUCGAGUGGUGUUACUGGGAAGAAUGUGAUACCCAUCGCGUCCGCGCCCCCCAAGGCUGCGCCCGGACCUGGAGCGGGCUCUAUGUCACGUCGCGAUACAAUUAGCUCGAAACGCCAGAGGCGCCAUAGCAAGAGCGCUGGAAGCGAUCAGCCUGUCAGCGCCGGAGCUGUUAGCAGCAGCGGAAUGGACGUCGAUAGUCCCGCCAACUCGACGGGAUCUAAUGAAACAAUGCCCACCUUCAACCCCGGUGGUGCAUUUUCUUCGCUUCCCCCAACGACUCAGGCCAGCCUUGGUUUGGCAAUGGAUACAUCAACACCUCUCGUCCUAUGGUUGGAACUGGUGGCAUGA
Sordaria macrospora k-hell is the source of this 2811-nucleotide messenger RNA. NCBI's taxonomy places the organism in Eukaryota, Fungi, Ascomycota, Sordariomycetes, Sordariales, Sordariaceae. The record is from RefSeq and is a predicted model, not a curated record.